Messenger RNA from Malus domestica (apple), 766 nucleotides. Its product is annotated as F-box/kelch-repeat protein At3g06240-like. Lineage: Eukaryota; Viridiplantae; Streptophyta; Magnoliopsida; Rosales; Rosaceae. The record is from RefSeq and is a predicted model, not a curated record. Gene Ontology annotation, molecular function: protein binding.
GCUGAGCAAUAUGAUUAUCAUCGUAUUGCUCUUCCUCACACGGCUGAGGUAUAUACCACGACUGCUAACUCUUGGAGAGAGAUCAAGAUUGAUAUAUCAAGUGAAACCUAUUGUUAUACUUGUUCAGUGUACUUGAAUGGAUUUUGUUAUUGGAUUGCAACCGAUGAAGAAGAUUUCAUACUUUCAUUUGAUUUAGGUGAUGAGAUAUUUCAUAGAAUACAAUUGCCUUCUAGGAGAGACUCUGAUUUUAAGUUUUCUAAUCUCUUUCUGUGUAAUAAAUCGAUUGCUUCUUUUGGUUAUUGUUGCAAUCCAAGUGAUGAGGAUUCUACAUUAUAUGAAAUAUGGGUAAUGGAUGAUUAUGACGGAGUUAAAAGUUCAUGGACAAAACUCCUAACCUUCGGACCCUUAAAAGGCAUUGAAAAUCUAUUUACAUUUUGGAAAACAGAUGAGCUUCUUAUGGAAACCUCUGGUGGAACAGCCAGCUCUUAUAAUUCCAAUACCAGAAAUCUCAACUAUCUUCAUAUUCCUCCUAUUCUCAAUCAAGUUAGAGCUUUUAAAGCUCUAAUUUAUGUGGAAAGUAUUGUUCCAGUCAAGUGAGUUGAGGGCAAAUCUGUUGACUUUGUAUUUUAGGUAGGAUUCCUAAUUGAUAUCAAUUCCGUGUAAUCUCCUGUAAUCUCCUGUAAUUAGUUUUCUUCCUAUUACAUUAGAGUUGUACACCUUAUAUAAAUACCUCUCCUUGAGAAGAAUAAAAUCAUCAUUCAAAGCA